Molecule: messenger RNA, 1977 nt
Organism: Triticum urartu
Lineage: Eukaryota; Viridiplantae; Streptophyta; Magnoliopsida; Poales; Poaceae
Source: RefSeq, a predicted model, not a curated record
AUGGCCGCCCACCCACGAUCUACGUCGCCGCCUCCCUCCGCGCACUACGCCUACUACGACCAGCCAUCGUCCUCACGCCGUCGACACCUGCCUCCGCCGGCCAGCAACGUCACGCCGUCAUCACGUUCGUCGUCGGAGGAAAUGGAUCCGGCUGAAAUCCUCGCUGCCGUGCAAGAGUUAGAGGAGGAGGGAGAUUAUGAUGGCGAUGAUUACGGCGAGGACAACGAAACCUCGUCACGGAAUAUGGAUGAACCUCAUGAGGAGAACUACAUGAGUUUGGAUGAAUCUUAUAGUGGCAAUCGACAUGGCGAUGAUGAUGAUGAUAUGGAUAUAGAUGAUUCAUUUGCUGAAAGUGCACUCCGGAUGGACGAGGACGGGGACUUUGUGAGGAAUAUUGUGGACGAUGAAAGUGAAAAAUCGCACGUUGAUGCAUCUCAUGAUGACAGCUCCAGCAAAGGAGAUGUAGAUGGUACAAGCAGGAAUGAUGAGCAUGUUGGUGAUGAUUUGUUUAAUUUUGACAUCGGAUUUGAUGAAUAUCAGCAAGAAUCAUUGGACAUGCAUUGGAAGGUCAUGAGGAAGACGUUCAAGUCACUAGGAGAUGCUUACAAUUUCUAUAAUCAGUAUGCGUACGAGCGUGGUUUCAGUGUAAGAAAGGACUCACUGAAAUAUUCGAAAGGUCCUGAGGCAACUAAGCGCUUGAGAAAGUAUGUGUGUGCGAGAGCUGGGAAACGACAGGCAAAACGUUGUACAAUGGAAGGCAGGACCCGCAGGCUGAGAGGGGAGACUCGUUGCUUCUGCGAUGCGCAUAUAACUUUGAAACUUGAUAAAGAGCGUGACGUUUGGUAUGUCAGCAGUUUCAAUGAUGAUCACAGUCACGUUCUAGCUAGACCGGAUGAAGUCACGUUUCUUCGGUCUCACAAUCAGAUAAAAGAAUAUCAGAAGGCUGAGAUCUUAACCAUGGCAGGUGCUGGAAUCAGGAAACAUGUGAUUUAUGAUCAACUCGUCAGUAGGUCCGGGUCAUAUGCAAAGGCUAGUUUUGGGAGGAAGAAGCUUUAUAACAUGUGUUAUAGAGAAAAAAUGAAGUUGCUUGCACAAGGUGAUGCGGACACUGCCAUAGGGAUCAUGAUGACCAGAAAAGAGAGAGAUCAAGAUUUCUUCUUUGAGCACACCGUCGAUGAUGAAGGAAGGCUGAAAAACAUAUUCUGGUGUGAUUCUCAAUCACGUCGAGACUAUGUUGACUACGGUGAUGUGACAGUCUUCGACAGCACAUACAGGAUGAAUAGGUAUGGCAUGCCAUUUAUACGUUUUGUCGGUCUGAACAACCACCGUUGCACCACGGUAUUCGGUUGUGCUCUUGUGUCUGACAAGACGGAAGAUACAUAUGUCUGGCUGCUUCAGACGUUUUUGAGGGCUCACUGUCAGAAGAGGCCCAGAUUCUCCACGGAUGAUAUCCUCAAAGGGAAAAUGCCAGCGGUCCGGGAUGCAAACGUCGAGGUCCCCGCUCCUCCAACACCUCUUCACUGGCCGCGGCCGCCCACGGGAUGGGCUGCGCUUUCGGUGGAUGGUGCCUUCAUGCAAGAGGACGGGUCGGCGGCAGCAGGUAUGAUACUUCGGAAUCAUGAGGGUAGUGUGAUCUUCGCGGCGUAUAGAUGCAUCUUCAACUGUAACGACGCGCUGGAAGCGGAAUUACAUGCAAUAAUGCAGGGUAUGGCCUUGGCCCUGCAGCACUCGUCCUUGCCAAUUGUGGUUCAGUCAGACUCAUCUACGGCACUAGCUGCAAUGACCGGGGACAGCUUGUCCAGGUCUGCUUAUGGGCAUUUGCACGACAUCACCACCAUCUCCUGGUUCCAGCAUUCGCAUCAGCACUAUGCUGUUCUGAUCAUCAGGACUAUGUGCUUGAGCUUGCAGCACAUCCUUGUUCCAGUGUCUCCUUCCCAGCCCGGCCCCUUUCACAACAUCAGGCGUAAACUGACCUAG